UCCGCGCGUCCGUCAUGGUGCAGAAGUCGCGGAACGGCGGCGUGUUCCCCGGAGCGCAGGCCGACCAGAAGAAGCCGAAAGUGGGCUUCGUGGGUCUGGAGGCCGGCGGGACGGACUCCAGCAGGGACGGAGCGCUCCUCAUUGCAGCCGACGAAGGUCCUCGGCGCCAGCGCAGCAGCGCGUCGGGGGGCAAGAGAGCCCCCAAGAGGAACGCUCUCUACAGGCGGCUGCAGAACUUCCUCUACAACGUCCUCGAGAGGCCGCGCGGAUGGGCCUUCGUGUACCACGCAUAUGUGUUCCUGCUGGUCUUCUCCUGCCUCGUGCUGUCCGUCUUCUCCACCAUCCGAGAGUACGAGAAGAGCUCCGAGGACGCGCUCUACAUCCUGGAGGUGGUGACCAUCGUGGUGUUCGGCGUGGAGUACUCGGUACGCAUCUGGGCGGCGGGAUGCUGCUGCCGCUAUCGAGGCUGGCGAGGGAGGCUCAAGUUUGCGCGCAAACCCUUUUGCGUCAUCGACAUCAUGGUGCUGAUCGCGUCCAUCUCGGUGCUGGCGGCGGGCACGCAGGGCAACGUGUUCGCCACGUCGGCCAUCCGCUCGCUGCGCUUCCUUCAGAUUCUGCGGAUGAUCCGCAUGGACCGGCGCGGGGGAACCUGGAAGCUGCUCGGAUCCGUCGUCUACGCCCACAGCAAGGAGCUGAUCACAGCCUGGUACAUCGGCUUCCUGUGUCUGAUCCUGGCGAGCUUCCUGGUUUAUUUGGCGGAGAAAGAGGACAACGAACAAUUUGAGACGUACGCCGACGCCCUCUGGUGGGGACUGAUCACCUUGACCACCAUCGGCUACGGAGACAAGUUCCCCAUCACUUGGAACGGUCGCCUGCUGGCAGCCACCUUCACGCUGAUUGGCGUUUCCUUCUUCGCUCUGCCUGCUGGCAUCCUGGGUUCUGGUUUUGCUCUGAAGGUCCAAGAGCAGCACAGACAAAAACACUUUGAGAAAAGACGAAACCCAGCAGCUGGACUCAUCCAGGCCGCGUGGAGGGUAUACGCCACAAAUCUGAGUCGAUCUGACCUGACGUCCACGUGGGACUACUACGAGAGGACCGUGUCCGUCCCCAUGUACAGGUUAAUUCCACCCCUCAACCAGUUGGACCUGCUGAGGAACCUCAAGAACAAGUCAGGACUCUCAUUCAGAAAGGAUGUGCAGCCGGAACCUUCUCCUAGUCAGAAGGUGAGUCUGAAAGAGAGAGUCUUCUCAUCUCCACGCAGUUCAGGAACCAAAGGAAAAGGUUCUCCUCAGCAUAUGGUCCCGGUGGUCGGUCCAGGUGUCGGUCCCAGUGUGACUCCCGGAGUUCCCAACGUGCCCGGGGGUGUUCAGGCCCUGCGCCGCUCCCCCAGCAUAGAUCCCAGUCUGGAGGACAGCCCCAGUAAGGUUCCAAAGAGCUGGAGCUUCGGAGAACGCAGCAGAACCCGGCAGGCCUUCAGGAUCCGAGGAGCCGCAUCCCGCCAGAACUCUGAAGUGCUCAUAGAGAUGCAGGAUGAAGAGUUCAGACAGAAGAGCUCGCCAGACGCUAGCCUCCCGGGAGAAGACAUGGCCGACGACAACAAGAGCUGCCACUGUGAGUUCGUCCCGCAGGAUUUGACGCCCGGCAUCAAGGUCACCAUCCGAGCCAUCUGUAUCAUGCGCUUCAUGGUGUCCAAAAGAAAGUUUAAGGAGAGUCUUCGUCCCUAUGAUGUCAUGGACGUGAUUGAACAGUAUUCAGCAGGACACCUCGACAUGCUUGCACGCAUCAAGAACCUUCAGUCCAGGGUGGACCAGAUCGUGGGCAGAGGAACACCAAUUGCAGACAAGGACCGACCCAAAGCUGCAGGGGAAGAACUCCCUGAGGACCCCAGCAUGAUGGGACGCUUGGGGAAGGUGGAGAAGCAGGUCCUCUCCAUGGAGAGAAAGCUGGACUUCCUAGUCAAUAUCUACAUACAGCGAAUGGGAAUCCCUCAGACAGAGACCGACGCCUACUUUGGAUCCAAGGAACCAGACCCGGCGCCACCUUACCAUAGUCCGGUGGACCAGCUGGAGAAGAGCCAGUCCAUUCACAAGAUCCCCCAAGUGUUGUCAGCCGACAUUGUGGACAAGAGUCAUUUUGGGACCAAGAUGGUCCGAUCCAGCAGUUCUACUGGCCCCCGGAAUCACAACGCCACCGUCUGCCCCCCCUCCACCUCCUGGCAGCCAAUCAGUUCCCAACUCCGCCAACAGGCCCCGCCGCGCCCUCAGCGUAGCCACGGGAACACCCCAAGUCCGGCCGUGGACGGGUCACUGGUUCGGCUUCCGCCGCCGCCGGCCGGAGAACGGCACGGUGGGAAUCGACCUAACCGCCACAGUACCGGAGAGAGGGGAGGGGCUGAGAGGGCCGAGAGGGAGGGCGAGGAAGCAGGAGGGGCAGCAGGGGAGGAAGAGGUGAAGCUCGACAGCGACCGCUCCCUGUCCAUCCCAUCUGUGGACCACGAUGAACUGGAGCACUCCUUCAGCGGGUUCUCCAUCUCGCAGUCCAGGGAGAAUCUGGACUUCCUCAACAACGGUUUCUACUCAACCACCAACCUGGGGGGAGCAGCGGGGGCCUCCUGCCGCGCCACCACGAGACCCUACAUCGCGGAGGGCGAGUCGGACUCUGACUCGGAGCUCUGCGCGCCCUCGCCGCACUCGGACCGUGCCUGGACCGGAGCGAAGUAGACCCGAGUGGAAAUGUGGUAGAACCAGCAUAACUCUAAAUAAAAGAAAUAGAAAUGUGAAAAAACACCAGCUGGAAAAGAAAGUGCAGCAUCGUGGGAGAGAAAACGCAAGACGAAGACCUAACCUACCAGCUGGUUUCAUCUACUUUGGUUUUCUGAUCACUGGAACACACAAGACACGCUUGCACCGGGUUGGUUGACGGCAGGGAAAAGCUUGCUCCUGAUUGGUCACUGCAAGGACACACUUGCGCCUGUGUGGUUCACUGCAGGCACACGCUUGGUCUUAAUUGGUUGACUGAAACACUGAUAAGACACGCCCACACCUGACUGGUUCACUGCAGGGACACACCCGCUUCUGGUUUGACACCGAGGACACACUCGCGCCUGAUCGUUACACUGCAAAUAGUAAAUGGACUGCACUUAGGUAGGUAGCGCUUUAUCUACACCAUCACGGUGCCCAGAGCGCUUUACAAAGCCUCACAUUCACCCACAUUUCAUAAACCAAUGGGCGACUGCUGCCAUGCCAGGCCCAUUGGCAGUAAAUUAGGGUUCAGUGUCUCGCCCAAGGACACUUCGACACGCACGGAUCGGAACCAACUACCCUUCGGUCACUGGACGACCCGCUCGACCUGCUGAUCCACAGCCGCCCCACGUGCCACUGCAAGGACACGGUAGCCCCUGAUUGGUAUCACCUGAUGGGUUCACUGUGACACUGAGGGGACAUGUUUGAACGCUCGCACCCGAACGGUUCCCGCUAGUUGCCUGCUUGUUUCUGCGUUAAACACGCUUUGUCUGCGCGUGUCCAAGUGAUCCGGCAGUAACGUGUACUGAUUGUUUUGGAAACGGUGACGUACCUAGUUUUUACGAUGUCUGCCUGAAGGUGGCGCCCAAGCUUCAGCCAGUCACACAAACCACAGAAAACCAAAUUUGCCUAUUUCAAUAAUUAUCAUUGGAAACAAUAAGCCAGAAGUCACUUCAGUGGUCUUUAAAAAAGGGUUUGAGCUAGCUAGCUAGCAUUGCUAGAUGGACAACAGCCAACGCAAGCGCUAGUUUGUUCAAAGCUUCCACCACUUCAAAGGCUAACAAACGAUUGAUUCUCAAGGCUAUAUUAAAUAUUCAAUUAUUUACAUUAUUAUGCUAAUUUAGCAUGGCUUUCUGUGCUCUACUAGAGAGCGGCGCUAAUGCUCAUGCUAACGGCAUUAAUCCAGGCUAGUGUUAUAUAUAAUCGACGAGUACUGUGUGUGAAACGGAGAAACUUAACUUUGGAAUGUGGAGGAAACAGUUAGCUCACGAGCUAACAUGCUAAUGCUGCAGCUCCACAGAAAGCUCAUCAAGAAAGUGAGAAAGCUUACUGAAUGGUCACUUUUUAUAACCAGCGACUCGCAUACAUCAAGACAAGUCGGGAAGUUUCCGUUUUCCUAAAACACAAACUAACGCUGUGCACACACAACUGCACUCUCUCACAAACGCACACAAAUAUGUUGUUUGUUCCCGCACAUGUGGCUUCCCUUUCACGUAUUCAUAAAAAGAUCACGUCUAUGCUCAGUUUAUCUUGUACUACAAUAUAAUUGAUCAUUAACAACCAAAAUGCUCCAACAUGCUGACUGAAUAAAAACAUAAAUGUACCUCGUUGGAGGUAGUUAUUGAAAACGCACUCACAAGGUAUUAAAAUGUCAAAUCUGAAAUUGUGUUCCCCAAUAAAUGAACAA
Messenger RNA from Phycodurus eques (leafy seadragon), 4428 nucleotides. Its product is annotated as potassium voltage-gated channel subfamily KQT member 2-like. Gene Ontology annotation, biological process: transmembrane transport; potassium ion transport. Gene Ontology annotation, molecular function: voltage-gated potassium channel activity. The record is from RefSeq and is a predicted model, not a curated record. Gene Ontology annotation, cellular component: membrane. NCBI's taxonomy places the organism in Eukaryota, Metazoa, Chordata, Actinopteri, Syngnathiformes, Syngnathidae.